AUGCAGAUACCAUACAUCGGUACUGAAUAUGAUUCACCGUCCUCGCGAGCUACUCGAGCAACCACAUUCUCGCCCGCGGAAGUUGUGGCUUUCAAGAUAUUCAGUCAAAAACGCUCGAAAGUCACGCCUCAACUGCUCGGAUACAAAGAAGAUAAGCAGGACUCGAAAGGCCAUGUACCAGAAGGUUUCAUCAUCUACCUUGCAUGGCAGAUCGUUCCUGGUCUUCUCCUUGGCGAUUAUUCAGGGGCGAAGGCCUUUUGGAACUUAGAGGCAGGCGAGCGAGAGGAAAUCCGGGCAGCCUUCAACGAUUCGUUCUUGAAAAUUCGGCAGAUGGGUAUUUCACCAUUUCCUGGACCCAAGAAGCUCGUCUGGGAUGCUGAGAAGAAAGUCGUCUACUUCUUUGGUUUCCGAGACUGGACCCCCGUUAGUGGCGAGCAAGCUAAGGCCUGGGACUCGAGAUGGCUUUGCGGCUGGGAUCUUGUCAAAUUGCCUAGAGAUGGAGUGGGCUUGGAUUGGGAUGGAAACACCGAGGGAGGGAAGCUUUGA
Molecule: messenger RNA, 546 nt
Organism: Penicillium cataractarum
Lineage: Eukaryota; Fungi; Ascomycota; Eurotiomycetes; Eurotiales; Aspergillaceae
Exons: 3
Coding region: 1-546 (181 amino acids)
Source: RefSeq, a predicted model, not a curated record